AUGGCUGUCGCCUUCACUGCGACCGUGGGCUUUCUCGCGGAUAGAGCUUGCUAUACCGCGGCGAUCGGGUCGCGUUUGUCGAUCGAGUCACGCAUCCUCCGCCAGUCUUCCACGGCAUUCUUUGCGUCGGGAAACCAUGGCAUAUUCAAGCAAAUCAGUGGCCAAGGGCAGCGCCUGAGUGGUGGAAGUGACACGUCAGUUCCGCGUCCUGUGCAUUGCCAUGCUUCUGCUGGUGGGGAGAAAAUGGCUUCGCAGUCGCGGCGAGUGCAGGUGGAUGCAACGAGGGUGCUGGCGGAGCUGCUUCAGGCCAAGGAGCUGGAGGCCACUGUACGGGAGCGCGUGGACGAUCUGUCGGAGGAGUUUUUCAUGGUUGCAUCCGCCUACGUGGACAUGGCUCGUAAGGAAGGCAACCCUGAGGUGGUGCAGCAGUUGGAGACAGUGCUGAAAGUGGCCAUGGUGGAGAAAGAAAAGACACUCAGACCAGAAAUCCGCAUGCUGAACCAGCUUCUGCGUGAUAAGACGCCUGCAGACCGUGCUAAAACUCUAGUGGCAUAUGAGGAGUACCUCGUUGCAGGGAGCUACUUCUUCCACCUGCUCAACCGCAUGCUGGUAGAUGUGGAGUCACAGAAGCCUCCUCAAACCAAGCUGCUUUCACAAUUGCGCACAAUCAACCGAGAGGUGAAGGAGGCAGCCAAGGGGACAAAGAAGGGUCGCAAAGAUAGCAAAUCAAGCAGUGAAGAACAAUAA
This is a messenger RNA of Closterium sp. Naga37s-1, 747 nucleotides long. Lineage: Eukaryota; Viridiplantae; Streptophyta; Zygnematophyceae; Desmidiales; Closteriaceae. The record is from the annotation of a GenBank genome assembly.